Homarus americanus (American lobster) is the source of this 8387-nucleotide messenger RNA. RefSeq lists its product as uncharacterized. NCBI's taxonomy places the organism in Eukaryota, Metazoa, Arthropoda, Malacostraca, Decapoda, Nephropidae. Gene Ontology annotation, biological process: mismatch repair. The transcript is spliced from 9 exons. The record is from RefSeq and is a predicted model, not a curated record. Gene Ontology annotation, cellular component: mismatch repair complex. Gene Ontology annotation, molecular function: ATP-dependent DNA damage sensor activity; ATP binding; mismatched DNA binding. The coding region runs from base 1199 to 6898 and encodes 1899 amino acids.
AUGUAGUGAUGGUGGAUGUUGUUAUAUGUAGUGAUGAUGGGUGGUGUUAUACGUAGUUAUAAUCUGUUCUAUGAGUUAUCCUGGGAGAACCACAUCCUUGUCUAUUCUUCACAUUCGUGUACUGUAUUUAUUGCACUCACAUCUUAAGAGCUGCCACCACCCAGGCUUUCUUUAGAAUAUCACAUCAACAAUGAACCUCUCGAUUGAAUUGGUAGUGUGGUAUGCACAAGAGGUUAGGCAUGCGAGUUAUCAAGUGUAUUUUCAGGGAUGGCAAUUAUUAGAAGGAAUGAGCGGUGAUACAUUAUACUGAAGAGUUAUUUAUUAAAUGCAAGUGUAAAUAUGGUGAUAUUUCGAACCUGCACUCAAAAUACAAAACUUAGUUACACUUACUGAGUACGUUACUGUAACACACAAAAUAGAACUGACCAAUAGAUCGUACUUUAUACAGUAAGUAGCAAAAAUAGAUCUUCAAUUAUCAGUUAAAACAGUCAAUACUUAUCACCUUAUGGUAUUAUUACACACCAAUGAUACUAAAGUGAUGGUCACUCUUAACACUCGUCAAUAGUACAGAGUGAUGGUAUUACUUAGAGCACCAUGUUAUUACUUGAUUACAGGGAAAAAUAUACCAGCAGAUAUCAACUAUGAGUACAGCUGGUUCACCCACACACAUAACAAACUCUGAGACUGGUGAUAGUAAUAUUUAUGGUCUCAAUACUCAACCUGGGACAGUUAUAUUCCUGAUAAUCAAUCUACAAUAAUGUACACAAUAAUAAUUAGCACAUAUGUCAGGAUGAAUAUACCAGGCUUACACCACUGGUAUUCAAAACAAAUGCCAAGCGGCUACACUCUGGACCCACGGCAGGGCUCAUGCUCCAGAACUCACUCUCCCUUGACUGGCUCCCCGGGCUCGUGAUGCACUCGGGUCUUAAUCUCAAUGAAUUAAAGACAUCUUGCCUGCAGGUGGCUACCGAUACCUGGCAGUGGCAACAACACAUACAGUGCCUGGUAGACGGGGAAGGAGUGUCAAAGAAGUCAAUUUACAAAAUGUCACAAAACACGUCUGGCAAGGGAACGAAUGGUUCUUUCAACACAGAAGGUGCCCAGGAAGCAGAAUUGUGAAGGACUUCUGGCUUAACCACUUUUGGAAGAAGAUUACAGGAAUUGCUUAACAGGUAUAGAUACACUUGAUAAGUCCCUCAUGUCAUCCAAGAUCCUCCCAUUACCAGAGUCAGUGAGAUCACAGUUGCGCUCAGGAAUAACUAUCACCUCUGUUGCCCAGUGUGUGGAAGAACUGGUUUUAAAUAGUCUUGAUGCUAGUGCAACUUGCAUAGCAGUCAGAGUGGACCUCAGCAUAUUUAGAAUUCAGAUUGUGGACAAUGGCCAUGGAGUGAGUCAUGGUGAUCUCAAAUAUCUAGGAACAAGGCACGCAACAAGCAAAUGUCACACUCUGGAUGAUCUCAACAGUAACUUGUCACAUUAUGGAUUCCGUGGAGAAGCUCUUGCUAGUAUUAUUGAUAUGGCAGCUAUUGUUGACAUCACAACUAGACCCCGGGGCUCGACCAAGACCUUCUCAAAACUUUUCACUUAUGGAAAAGAAAAAAGUGUCAGUAAUGCUAAAACCCCAAGACCAAGUGUUGGUACUACCCUGACAAUUCAGGAUUUUAUGUAUAACAUGCCAGUUAGACGAAAGUUGAUCAAAGAAGCCAUUGACAUUGAGACUAUAAGAAAACGAUUGGAAAGUUUUGCCUUGAUGCAUCCCAAGGUCUCCCUCAACUUGAGAAAUGACACGAACAACAUAGUGGUUAUGCAGACAUCUAAGACCAGCUGUAUCAUGUCAACCUUCAUGCAGCUGUUUGGUGCAGAUAAAGCCCAGACACUUGCAGAAGUUGAACAUACACUUGACCAGUUUACAGUUACAGGAUAUAUUGGCACACAUCCACACUUGACUAAAGCUCUGCAGUUUGUCUAUGUAAAUAAAAGAGUUAUAUUAAAAACAAAGAUCCACAAAAUGAUUAAUGCUCUGCUUUCUAAAAGUUCCAUCAUCAGCACUAGACUUCAUCCAACCAGUACAGGGUCAGGAAAAAAUCCUUCAAGUCCUGCAAAAGGGAUGAAUCUUUAUUGCAUAUUUUUGAUAAAUAUUGAAUGUCCUUACAGUGAGUAUGACAUUUGUCUUGAGCCAAAGAAAACUUUAGUUGAAUUCAAAGACUGGGAUAAACUCUUAAUUUGUAUUGAGGAAAUGAUAAUCAAAUUUAUUGAGGAAGAGAACUUGGUGAUCUCAAUUGACGAAAGGUAUCGGAGAUCAGGCAAAGAUCAAGAGGUAGAUGAUGAAGUCAGUUCAACUGUGAGUCAGAGCAGUCCAUCACUACUUCAGAUGUUCAGCCUCAAAAGGAACAUAGAAGAAAAGAAUGAACCUGGUACACACACAGAAAAGUAUGGGCACACUAUUUGCACCCAGGAUAACUUAUUGGCCGUUCAUAGCUUACCUGUCAAAAGAAUAAAGAAGAGACAUAAAAGUUCUGAAAGCUCAGAUAACAUCGAUAUGAAUGAAGAUAAUGCUGGUAAUAGUGAUAAAGUACAUGAAAAUAUAAACCAACGUAUUAACAGUGUUAAUGGAAAAAAUUUGCAUCACCGAGAUGCUCCUUCAAAAGAUAAUUUCCCCAAACCAUCAAAUUCUGUAUCUAAGGUAGAGAUGCCCCAUACUGAAGCAAAUAAGGUACUGAUAGAAGAAUGUACAUUUAGAGGUGAUAAAAAUUCAAGUGAUUUUCCUAUUUCAGAAAAUACUGGUAAUGUUUUGUUUAGUUCUUUAGAAGAAUUUAAAAAUGUUAUAGCAGACAGUAGUGUUGGAAGUGAUGAAUCAUUAAGUGGACAAGAUAAUUUUAGAGUGAAGCCUGGUAGUGUGACAUUAGUAGAAACAUCAGUGAUUCAGAGGGAUCCUGAAAGAACAUCUGACAAUGAGGGUUGUGGAAACAAGUCUAGUGAACAUUUACAUGAAAAUUUUAGUUCCUUAGAAGAAUUCAUGAAGUUCUAUAAUGCUGAUAAAAGAAAGACCGAACUUGAAUCAUACAAGACUCCCGAACAGGCAGUGUUACACCCGCCCACAUCACCCCCACCACUGAAAACCACAAAAAGGUUUCUCUCUACGUCACAAGACGGAGGAGGUGAAAUACUCUCAGUUGUUAGAUUGCGAUCAGAUGUUAAAAAGAAUAAUGAAACAAAAUCCCUUUGCAAAACCUUAAGCUCUAAAUGGAAAAAACACCAAAGCAAAAUGCAAAAAAUACAGACUCUUCAAAAUUUUGAAUACCAAAAGACAAAUGCAGUGCCAGUUCAUGCAAGUCAUACUCUCAAUAAGAACGAACAUAUAAUACAAAAAGAUAGCGACAAAUACGGUGACAAUAUUCCAUCUAGUUUUUCACAAUCUCAAGAAAGAGCAGAAGCUUGUGUCUCCGGGGCUGUAGAGAGUCAAGAGGUAAACUGUAAUACAAAUACUGAGGAUCUAGAUAUUAGCUUUAGGUUUGAGCCAGUUAUCUUAAAGAAAAUAGGCGAGGAUGAGAUUAAAAUAAAAUUAUCAGAUAGAAAAGAUCACAUGGAAUAUCCUGGAUCAUGUAAUGUCCUCCCUAUCACUUAUAACAGAAUAAAAACACAGAAUGACGCUCAUAGUGUUGAAAGAAAGACUAUCUGCUCAAAUUCUCCUCCAGAAAUAUUUCAUUGUAAUAUGAAAGUUGAUCAUCAAGGAGUCCCAGAGAGAAGUAAGGCCCUUCAUAACUAUGCAGAAAACUAUAAUCCAUUUCCUGAGAUUAUUCCUAUUAUCCAAGUCGAACAACCAAAGAAAAAUAGUACUCUAAGAAGUGAAGUCUUUUCACCAUCAAAUCAUAAGGUGGUGUUAGGCCCAACUCCCCAAACUCGAGUGGAAAAUGAUAUUUUAAGACAAAAUUCUGAAAUAGUUGAUAUAAAUUCUAGGACUGCAGUUACAGUUGGAUCCAGCCGUGAAACAUUUAGUCCACCAGAGUCAUUAAGACACUAUCAGUAUUCAAGUGUAAUUAGACCAUUGUGUAAGGGAGGAUCACGAUGCAGGGAAUUCUUGGAGAAAGGGACGGAAACUGAUCCACAAAUGUCCAGUUCAUCGUCUCGCUUGUGUUUAAGACUAAAAAUACCUAAGACAGAUUGUGAAAAACUUAUGGAUGAAGUUGAUAUAAAUGGACCUAAAAGAAAUAACAAAGAAUCCUGUAUGACUGACAGAAUGAACAUUGCCACCUCCACACAACCUUUUGAGGUAGAAGGCAUCUUAGAAAACAAAAAAUCUAAUAAUUUACACUGUGAAGACAUGCAGAAAGAAAGUGGUGCCAUACAACAGUCCCAAGGUUUUAUACUUUCAGAUUUAUAUCCAGGUUCGCAAAACAAGGAAAUGCACAACUCGUCAAGCUGUCAAGACAAAGACAAGAGUAACAGUGUUCCUGUACAAGAGACUCAAGGUUUUACACCAAAAGAUUUGAUUGAAAACUUCCAUAUUGAAGCUUCAAAGACAGGAGCUCACAAAACUUUUGAGGGUAUAUUAGAAUCUGAUCCUAUGACUGUUUUCCAAAAGAUUGAUAGCAUUCUAGGAGAUCUGGAGUCCACAACUGCUGGCAAGAAUGGGACAAAUACCUGUGAGGAAUCGGAACAAGUGGAUAAUGUAGUCCAAAAUAUAAACCAAGUUGAAGCAAGAGGCAUAGACACUUCUGACACAAAGACUGCUGUUUCAUCACAAGUUCUCAACAAUUCUGAUGAGGAUCUUAUUCAAGGCCAGAAUAUACAGUUUUGUAAUAAAAAUGAAAGAACAAAGGCACAACCUGAUUUGCCAUUGUUACCCUCAGGUGAAAUUCAAAAGAGUACAUUCGAUGUCACAAGCAGUAGCAACAGCCCUGACAUGAAAGUAAUAAGCUCAGAUAACACUCAAUCACCAGACCCAUUCUCUGAGUCUCUUCACAUCUCACAAUUGACUUUACCAGAAGAUGUGGCAGAGACUCAGCAACUGUAUCAGGAAACAUCCAACAAAGUUACUUGUGACAUGGAAAAUAUAGGGUCUAUCAAUAUGUCCUUAAGCAGUAUGUCUUCCUUUUCUAAUAGAAUGACACACAAGACAGAGAAAGAGAUGCCCUCAAGAAAAGAUAAGGAAUGUCAAAAAGAAUGUGUGGAAAAUAGUGGUGAUGGCAUACAGUGUAAUGUUAAUAUAGCAUCUCUGUUAUCAUCAUCAAAAAAAAAUACACAAAAUUUGGAAAGUAAUUGUGUAGACAGUUUGGGUUCUGACUCCGAGUUUCUUUAUAAAAAAACAGGAGCUAUCGGAAUAGAAGAAUUAGAUAAGACUAGGACUGUAAAUGGUCAGAGUGAUGAUGAUAUGACCCAGUGUUCUACAUUAGAUAAUAUUAACAAGUCAGAUGAACCACGAGACACCAGCUCCCAGAGUGAAGGUACAUUAUGCUUAGGUAACAGGUGGAAGGAAGUGUGUGAUAAAGAUGGAAAAAAGGUUUAUGUUGAUCUACACACUGGUAACACAUCAUAUGACCCACCACAACUGGGGCCUGCCCCUGAAUGGACCAGUAGCCAGCCACUUGGAGCACCUCUACUCAAAGUACCAUUAUCAAAUGAGCCAUGGUAUAACCCUGUCAGAAAAGGUUCAGAACGUAGACCUGCUUUUAGUCUCAGCCAUGGCUUCAGUGCUUUUAUGUCAUGGAAAAAAACUAGAGAUCUUGAGAAAAAUAUGGAUUUGAGCAGAAAAUGUAAAACUACCGCAUUGGACGUAGGAUCGUCAAACAGCAAGGAUAAUUUGGAGAGCAAUAUUGUGUUGGAGGAAGGAGGCAGACAUGGAGGUGAGAGUAACAGUAACUCAUUUGUGACAACUAAAGUCAAAGAGGCCAUAAAUUCAGUGUUGAAGGAUCUUGAAGCUGAUGAUGAUACCAUAAAGUGGUCAAAUAAACCACCUGCUGGACUCCAACAGGACAUGUCUGAGCCUUCAGAAGUUGUUCAGAUUUGUCGGCUAUGGGAAGCUCCAAACUUUGCCAUGGAUGCUGAUAUCCUGACCUCAGAAGCUCUAGCAACAACUGCAGAAAGAGGAGCUAUAACACAAAAAGAAGGUGGGGUGAGGGUGUACAAUAUUGUCCAUCCAUACAAGUUUUCCAGAGAGAUGCUCCAGUCGUGCAAGGUGCUUGGACAGUUGGACAAAAAGUUUAUAGCAUGUAACAUUGAAUACACUUCUCAUGAUCAUCAUGAACAAAGAUCCAGCCAGCUGAUUGUCCUCUUUGACCAACAUGCAGUUCAUGAGAGAGUUCGCUUAGAGACCAUCAUACAAGAGAAUUACGAAACUCUUGACUCGGGGGAGUCUGUAAUACGUAGUUCAAUUGUUAAGCCCCCUCUUGAGAUGUCACUUCCAGCAGAUGAAGUCAGACUGAUGAUGGCAUAUUCGGAAGUGUUUUCUCAGCGAGGCCUACAGUUCACUAAGAUAAGUACCUCAAAAGUUAGUUUCCAGUCAAUCCCAAGCUGCUUAGUGGCUAAAGAAGCAAGUGAAGUGCGUCACAAACGUUGUCAGACAGCUAAUGCCAUCGUGGAAAGCAUUGUUCGCGACAUGUGCCAUACACUUCACCAGACAACAGGCGUAGUAGGGGCCAUGCCAAAACCUAUUACAUAUGUGCUAAAUAGCCAGGCGUGUAGAGGAGCUGUCAAAUUUGGGGAUGAGUUAACAUUGAGUCAGUGUCAAGAACUCAUCUCUUCACUGUGUUCAUGCCAACUGCCCUUCCAGUGUGCUCAUGGCCGCCCAUCCAUAGUCCCUAUAGUCAAUCUUACUCAUCUAACAAGGAUAAAUAAGAAGGACACCAAGCCCAACCUACAAAAGUUAAGGGAUAUGAUCCAGGACAGGACUACACAUUGAUACAGCACAGCUCCCUCUACUGUGUAACACAAACACACACUCCAGUACAGUACUUCUGGAGUCUUCCAGUAAGUAGAAUGUCUAGUCAGGAAUUUUUAUGUGUUGCUCCACUUUUAAUUUCAAUGUUAUCAAUAUGACCAGCUCAUAAGACAACUGGUGGUUAAGAGUAUAAAGUGGAGGAGGAAACUUCAAAUUGCCAAGACUCAGGUUGUUAAGGAAAACCCCUUUUGUAAAUGAAUACAGUACAGUACCCAGUAUUAAGAUUAUUACCAGACAAAACUCAAAAGCUUAAGAUGCUUUACAAAUGAAGAUUUCUUCAGGCACUCUGUUCAGAAGCGAUAUAUACCGCAGUGCAAUACUUAUGCAUUUUUUGACAGGAAGGAGUCAGGGAAAACCACAGUUGGUAUAAUGUAGGAGGUCCAGAGCUAAUGUGGAAGAGUAACGCGCAGAUAAAGCUUGACUCUAUUUAUAUCAGACCUUGAUAACCAGAGAAUAUAAACAUUAAUCUACAAAUUUGUGUUAAAUAUCGAACAGAUUGAUGUUUAGUAGGCAUCAUAUCACAGGGACAACACUACAUUCAUAACACUUAGGUUAAACAAUGAACUGAGUAUUACACAAGGGAGUAGGUGAACUUUUUUUUUUGUGUAUGUGUGUGUGUGGGGGGAAUUUGUCCAGUUGAGAUCUCUUAGGACUACAUUAAGCCAAACUACAGUACAGAUUAACAUUUAAAAUCACCUUAUACAGUGCUGUGUGUUGGUACUGAAAGGCAAGAAAAAUAGACAUCAAACUAAUUCUAGAGUCUGUGAUGUAAAAUAAUGUAUUGGUGUCUGGCCUUUGAGUGAUGUGCUCAGGUGUAAGGAAGUGACUCAUUAUAACAAUCUUUCAUUAGUGUUAGAGCAUCAGCCUACCUAUCUCUUCACACAUAAGAAUUAAGUAUUUUCUGUUCAUUGUAUGUUGUUUAGUUUUGGUAAUACAGUACAGCAUCAUAUAAUAGGUAGUAAAAUAUGUUAAUCACUGACUCUCCCUAAAAAUUGUUACAGGGUUUUAUUGGUAAUGUUUAACCCUCUUGUUAUUUUUUUAAGUAAUAGAAAAAAAAUAAUAGCCAUGGUUCUUAUUACUCCAAGUGAGAAUUUUAUAUGCAACUGUUAAGAUAUUUUGUAUUCAAGUAGGGAAGCAGCUAGUCAUACUGUACCAUUAUCUUGACAUUUAUAUAGUAAUUAAUGUUACCGACAAUGUCUUUCAUCACCGAGGUUGUAAUAUGUGGUAAUGCUGCAGAUUGUUUAUAUUAUUAUACCAGUAUGUAUUAAUAAGUACUCAUACGAUUACCUAUAUCAAUGGAUAUUAUUUUUUUAGGUUUUAUUUAAGAAAAAGGUUAUUACUGUACUUUACAUUAACUUAUAUUGUUAUUACAUUGUUAUAAGCUCAAGAGUAUUUCAUAUUUUUAUUUUAACAAGUUAUAAACACCUUUUAAUAAAAAAAUAUUAAACUC